Messenger RNA from Austrofundulus limnaeus, 2111 nucleotides. RefSeq names its product phosphatidylinositol glycan anchor biosynthesis, class K (gene pigk). Gene Ontology annotation, molecular function: GPI-anchor transamidase activity. The transcript has 11 exons. The record is from RefSeq and is a predicted model, not a curated record. Gene Ontology annotation, cellular component: GPI-anchor transamidase complex. Gene Ontology annotation, biological process: attachment of GPI anchor to protein; proteolysis. The coding region runs from base 67 to 1215 and encodes 382 amino acids. Lineage: Eukaryota; Metazoa; Chordata; Actinopteri; Cyprinodontiformes; Rivulidae.
CGGAAACACUUGCUCGACGGAGUUUUUACUUCCUUGUUGUGUAGUGGACGCUCACAGCGUUACAGCAUGAAUUUAUUUCAUUUAUUUAGCCUUUUUGCAGCAUAUGUAGUUGCUGACAGCGUUAACGUCGAGAAUAGUGUGGGGCAAUUCUUCAGCAGCGGUCAUACGAAUAACUGGGCUGUUCUGGUGUGCACCUCCAGAUUCUGGUUCAACUACCGACAUGUGGCCAACACUUUGUCUGUGUACAGAAGUGUUAAGAGGUUGGGCAUCCCUGACAGCCACAUAGUUCUCAUGUUGGCUGAUGACAUGGCUUGUAACCACCGAAAUCCCAAACCGGCCACAGUGUUCAGUCACAAGAACAUGGAGCUUAACGUGUACGGUGAUGAUGUUGAGGUGGACUACAGAGGGUAUGAGGUGACGGUGGAGAACUUCCUGCGAGUCUUGACCGGACGACUUCCUCCCAGUACGCCACGCUCCAAACGYCUCCUUUCUGAUGACCGAAGCAACAUCCUCAUAUACCUCACAGGUCAUGGUGGGAAUGGMUUUCUGAAGUUCCAGGACUCGGAGGAGAUCAGUAAUGUGGAACUGGCUGAUGCGUUCGAGCAGAUGUGGCAGAAAAGAAGGUACAACGAGCUGCUCUUCAUCAUCGACACCUGUCAGGGCGCCUCCAUGUAYGAGAGGUUCUACUCUCCUAACAUCAUGGCCCUGGCCAGCAGUCAGGUUGGGGAGGACUCCCUGUCGCACCAGCCGGAUUUGGCUAUAGGAGUUCAUCUGAUGGAUCGUUACACCUUUUACCUGCUGGAGUUCCUGGAAGACAUCCACCCUGCAAGCAAAGCAAACAUGAACGAUCUGUUUAAGGUUUGUCCCAAAAGUCAGUGUGUUUCCACUCCGGGCCAUCGCACCGAUCUGUUUCAGAGGGAUCCAGGAAGCGUUCUCAUCACAGACUUCUUCGGUAGCGUUCGAAAGGUUGAGCUCACCACGGAGGCCAUAAACCUAACCGACCCCAUUAGGGAGCGAGAGGAGAGUUCUGUGAACRGAGACGAGCAGAAAGAGAUGUCGUAUGUGGACCAGCUGCCGGUGUCUGAGAUCAUCCAUCAGAAACCAAAGCAGAAAGACUGGCAUCCCCCUGAUGGCUUCAUCCUGGGCCUGUGGACUUUAAUCCUUCUAGUGUUUUUCAAGACUUACGGCAUCAAGCAUCUCAAACACAUCUUCUGAGGGUCGGCGCUCGCACAGCUGGACCUGUGAGGACUGGAAGACUUUACUGAGGGAUGCUGGGGUUAAGGUGCAGUUUGUCACGGGCUUACGGUGUUAUCUCACUGGACUGAGACUGUUGGGGGACUGAUGAUGUGAGAAAAUAUUCCUGCUGCAGUUUUAUUCAUUUCUGAGUUUACCAAGGCUGUGUCUCAGUUCAGAGGCUGCUUCCUUCRAAGUCCCACAAAAUCCUGAAAAUGAGGUCUGAGUAUCCUUUCCAGUCGAGGAUAUCCCAGGAUUCAUUGCACUGUCAGUAAACUAAACAAGUCGGUGUAGUUUGUUAAUCCAUCACAGACUAAAGAAUUUGUUUUUAAAUGUAUGUUUAGCAUCUGAGCUGAUGAAAUUUAAUCUGCACUAAGAUGUUAAAUAAAAUCCCACUUCAUGCACUGAUCGUGGAGCUAAACUCAAAUUAUUAAUGUUUUCUAUUUAUUUACCUGUAACAUUUUUUAUUUGUGAAGUUAGAACGCAGCAGCGCGGGGUCACGCAAAAAAAGACGUCACCUGAAGGCUGGACCGUCUCAAUUCACAGCCUCUGAAUCGAGACGCAGUCAGCCGGCGAGCUGAUCGGACAAUUUUUUAAUUUGUCAUCUUGUUUUUGUGUUCAUAGCUGUAUUCUUGGCUGUGAACAUUAUUUUGUUGCCCAAAAACUUUUAGGACGGGCAAAUGUGGUACCAUUUUCUGCAUGUUGAAUUGUAUUUUUUUUAAGACCUGGAUAUAUUUGUUUUGGUCAGAAAAUUGUUCCUGUUCAGGUUUUAAACAUGUUCACACUGCAAAAACUGUCCAUCUAACAAAGUGUUGCAAUUUUAUAUCCAGCUCCAGCUUUUAUUUGUAUUCUGGGGAUAAAAAGGGGCAGAUAUUAUA